AUGAAAUUUGAAGAUUAUGAUACACAAGUUAUUGGUGUUAAUUCCAUAUCAAAUAAUCCAAAAAAAUAUAUUAUUAAUCAGAUCAAUGCUCAUACAUAUCAAUUAACGAUAAUUAAUAUUCAAUUGGAAUCAACUGGAUUGUAUAAGUGUCAAAAUUUUACGGCAAAAGAAGAAAAUCAUUUUCAAAUUAAUGUUAUUGUUCCACCAUCUCGUCUUCAUAUAACUUCAUCAACACAAUUACCUGUUAUUGAUGGAACAUUAGUGUCAUUUAAUUGUACAACUGAACGUGUUUAUCCAAAUCCAAUAUUUGAAUGGUAUAAAAAUGAUAAACUUAUUCAAAGUUCAAUCGGCAAUCAAACAGAUUCGAUACUCUUUUCAAGUUCAUCUAUUUUGACACUUUUACUAACACCUGCUGAUCAUAAUCAUAUACUACGUUGUCAAGUAUCAAAUGAAGCGAGUAUUGAUGAAACCUAUACGGAAGUUAAACUUGAUAUCUUAUUCAAACCAAUUAUCAAUUUUUUCUUUCAUGAAAAAGAAAUAACUACAAAUAUAUUAACAGUAAUUGAAAAUACAUCGGAAAUAAUUCAAUGUAAAAUAUCAUCGAAUCCAUCAAUAAUACCAAAUAUUGAAUGGUAUAAAAACGAUCAAUUAAUUCUUGGAGAAUAUCAAGAACAAUUACGAAUAGAUUUUGUUGGUAUAGAAAAAUUAUCUUGUCGAGCAAAGAAUACAAUUGGACAAACAGAAGCUAAUAUUGAUAUUAAUAUUCUUUAUAAACCAAAAUUAUCAAUAAAUGAAAAUGUAACAUUAAAUCAAACUGAUAAAUUAGUUUUAAAAUGUUUAAUUGAUGCAAAUCCAUCAUGUGAUCAAAUUCGUUGGUUAUUUAAUGAAAAAGAAUUAAUUAUACAACCAUGUACAAAAAAUAAAAUAGCUGAAUAUAUUAUAGAAAAUAUCGAUCGGUCACAAGCUGGAAAAUAUACAUGUGAAGUUAAAAAUUCAUUACAUACUAGUUUCAUUAAUGAAUAUGAUGGAAUAUCAGCUAUAUCAACAUACGUUCAAGUACAAUAUGCACCCUACAUAUUGAAUAUUCAUAAUAAACUUGCAAUUAUCGAAAAUUCUGAAAUAAAAACUGAGUGUUUGGUUGAUGCUUAUCCAAAAGCUGAUAUCAUCUGGUAUGAAUCAUCUGAUAAAAAUUUGAAUUUAUAUACAAAAGAAAAAUUAUAUAAUAAUACUAUUGUCUCAUCUGAAUUAAAUUUACCAUCAUCAUAUUUACCAAAAUUUGGUUUAUACCGUUGUGUUGCGAAGAAUGUUUUUGGUCAACAUGAAUAUUCUAUUGAAUUUCAACGACCAGGUUUACCUGAUCCACCCAUUCAAUUACAAGUUAAAAAUCUAACUCAUUCUUCAUUUAUAUUAAAUUGGCAACCAGGUUAUGAUGGUGGUUCCGAACAAAUAUAUCAUAUUAUUCUUAAUAAUAAUGAUACGAGAGGAAGACAAACAAAUAAUAAUUUUAUACGAUACGAUGAUUUGAACGAAAAUACACGAUAUAUUGUUAAAAUUCGUUCAAAAAAUGAAAUCGGUUAUAGUAAUUUUACAUCGAAUAUAAUUAUUACAACAAAAAAAUCUUCAAUUCAUUUUGAAGAAUUUCCAAUAAUUCAACAAGCUUAUUAUAGUAUCGAUAAUCAUCGAAUACAUUUUCAAAUAAGUCCAAUACGAUCAAAAUUAAUACCCAUCGAUCAAUUAUGUAUUCAACAUUAUAAUAAUGAUGAAAUACCACCAUGUAUUCCUCUUAAUUCAUUUCAUACAUUAAAUGAUGAACUUGAAAUACAAAUUGAACAAAUGAAUAUACGUUUAAAAUUAUGUUUAAUUAAUCAAACAGAUAUUUGUUCAAAAUCAAUACAAAUUCCAACGACGAUUCCAUUAAUAAAUGAAUCCGCUGAAUUAAUCUUAGUUUUAACUGGAGGAAUUAUUGGUUUAUGUAUUGUUUUUGGUUUAAUUGGUUUAUUUAUUUGUAUUCGUCAACAAAGACGUAAACAAACUUCGAAAACUGGUUCAACUGAUACAUUAAAAACGAAUUCAGAAAAUUUAAAUGGUAUGACAUCAGUUCGUGUUAAUGAUACGAAUUCAUGUCUUUAUUAUCCAUCGAAUCAAUCUCGACCAUUGUAUUAUAAUGAUGAAACAACGGGUGUUUAUUCAAUUCAACAAAAGAAAAGUUCGAUUUGUCUUGAUUCUGGUAUGCCAUCAACAACUUCAAAUAAUUCGGAUUCAGCUGGUUCACAAGCUUUAUCAUCAUCAGAUUUUUACGAACGUUCCGAUGGUGAACAUCUUGUUAAUGGAAAAUUAUCAGCAAAUAGAAUUAUUCAAUCAGCUUAUACAUUAGCUAGAGAACGAGAAAAUCAUAUGAAGAAUGUUCCAAUAAAUGAACGAAUAUCAUCAUCAUCAGCAUCAUCAGAAGAAGAAAGUGGCUUUUCAACACCAACAAUAAUUCAUAAUGGAAAAAAACUUGUCUAUGAAGUUGUUGUAUGA
Adineta steineri is the source of this 2520-nucleotide messenger RNA. The record is from the annotation of a GenBank genome assembly. NCBI's taxonomy places the organism in Eukaryota, Metazoa, Rotifera, Eurotatoria, Adinetida, Adinetidae.